This is a messenger RNA of Symbiodinium sp. CCMP2456, 1515 nucleotides long. The record is from the annotation of a GenBank genome assembly. Lineage: Eukaryota; Dinophyceae; Suessiales; Symbiodiniaceae.
AUGGCUUCGGAAGGGCAGCAAGAAGUCCUCGACGUGUUCGGGAGGCACCUCCCGUCCGUGGCAGCGGCAGCGGAAGCACCGGAAAAGCAGCAGGAGGACGACCGCCCUCGCAAGUGGUCCAAGCCGGAGGGCAAAGGCGGCAAGACGCCCGCCCGUGCGACCAGGAACAACCGGGGCUGGAGCAACUGGAACCAGUGGGAAAACAACGACCAGGCCAAGCUGACGGACCAAGUGUCGGGAGAGGACGUUCGCAACCUCCUUGCGCUCGUGACGAGACUGAGCCUCCGCCAGGAGGACGACCUGGCAGCCACCCGCGCCGACAACGCCUUCCUCUUCUACAUGGAGACGAGGACGAUCGGCACCUACCGCCCGAUCCCGUCAUUCACGAGCAACUUCUAUGCGAUCGCUCAGCAGUGGCAGCAAAUCAAGGACAAGACGCCGGAACGACUGUCCCUUUCCCUCCGGACAACCCUGCUCCUGGCCUACAUGACCGAGUUCCACGAGAGCACAGGCCCGAACCCGCCAUGCUGGACGUACUCCAAAUGGAGCCCGGAGCGGAAGGAGGCGAUCAUCGACACGAGCCGCACCCCAAUCACUCACUCCCAAGUCCUGGACAGUGUCGCUCGGCUCCUGAAGCUUUUGAGCAACUCCAGCUUGGUGCACAAGUUCAGGGCCACGCGCCCGCUGGCGGAGCGCUACGACUCCAACAUCCUCACCUUCCUGAUGACCGUGGCCACCAGAGGCGAGGAAGCCGACCAGCUGUUCGCGACAAUGCUUCUCCUCACCGACUGCAACGCGACCCGUCUGAUGUGCACCCGCAUCGCCAAGGAACGCCAGCGCCGCCAGCCAUUGGCGCAAGUGUUGUCGCAGGAAGCUCAGACGCUUCUCCGAGCAACCCAGCCCCGGGGCCGACCCUCGAGCGCACAGCCGGAGCAGGACAAGAUGGAGGCGACAGAGGCGGAGCGUCAAUCUACGGAGCGCCCCAUCUACGUGCCAGGCUUGCUCACAUGGGCGAGCCUCCUUCGCAAUUGGGCUCACCUGGCACAGCAGCAGGAUGCCUCCGAGUUCUUGGCUUUUCUUUUGCACAAGCUUCGCUCUGAUGCCUUCGCCGGCACUUGGGCCGCCAGGCUCAAUGAUGGGGAUGUCAUUGAGCGCAGGGAUCAAGGCGCAACCCCUCCACCGCUGCCCUUAGCCAUGCCAGAACAGGUGCAAGGAGUAACGCUACAACAAAUACUUAAUGACUGGCACGCGCAGGAAGCCACUUUUGCGCUGAUCAAGGCACCGCAAUUUCUCCUUCUCCAGCUGAAGCGCUACAGACAGGUAGGCUCUCAGGUUCAUAAGCUGCACACACCAGUUACGCUCAGCCCCGCUGCCAGGAUUGAUGUGCCGUGCUUUAUCGACGAGGCCACACUCGACACCCAGCCUGUGUCCUACAAGCUUUGCUUCGUUGUGGCACAUGAGGGUGCCAGCGUGCACGCAGGUCACUACCGUUGUGCCCUGGCCGUUGACGGUGAC